Eriocheir sinensis (Chinese mitten crab) is the source of this 1477-nucleotide messenger RNA. RefSeq names its product SWI/SNF-related matrix-associated actin-dependent regulator of chromatin subfamily B member 1-like (gene Snr1). Lineage: Eukaryota; Metazoa; Arthropoda; Malacostraca; Decapoda; Varunidae. The transcript has 10 exons. Gene Ontology annotation, molecular function: transcription coregulator activity. Bases 41 to 1198 code for a protein of 385 amino acids. Gene Ontology annotation, cellular component: nucleus; nuclear chromosome. The record is from RefSeq and is a predicted model, not a curated record. Gene Ontology annotation, biological process: regulation of transcription by RNA polymerase II; chromatin remodeling.
AAUCAGGCAGCAGGGGAUACCAGCCUAUAGCCAAGCAGACAUGGCUUUGUUUACCUCCAAGAUGGCGAAGACUUACGGGGACAAGCCAGUCAGCUUCCAACUCGAGGAGAAUGGCGAGUACUGGUGCAUCGGGUCCGAGGUCGGGAACUACCUGCGACUGUUCCGCGGGUCGCUGUACAAGAAGUUCCCUGGCAUGUACCGGCGCUCCAUCACCAACGAUGAGCGCAAGAAGUUGAUGGAGCUUGGCCUGACUCAGCACGUUCUGGCGUCCAACAUCUCACUGCUCCGCGCCUCUGAGGUCGAGGACAUCAUCGAGGGUAAUGAGGACAAGUACAAGGCAGUGUCCGUGCGACAACAGCAGGACCCUGAGGCAGCGGCGGCAAGUUUCCUGGUCAGGGCGGAGCGUCAGGUCAAGAAGCCGGCUGCUCCGUGGGUGCCCACCAUCUCCAACUCCUCCCACCUGGAUGCCGUACCCCAGGCCACACCCAUCAACCGCAACCGCAUCAUCUCCAAGAAGAUCCGCACCUUCCCCAUGUGCUAUGAUGACCUUGACCCGGCGCAGAUCCAUGAAAAUUCCUGCCAGAAGGAGGAAUUGGUGCCCAUCCGACUUGACAUGGAGAUCGAGGGACAGAAACUGAGGGAUACAUUCACCUGGAACAAGAACGAGAUGCAGACCAGCCCGGAACAGUUUGCCGAGCUGCUGUGUGACGACCUGGAUCUGAACCCCCUGAUGUUCGUGCCAGCAAUCUCCACCUCCAUCAAGCAGCAGAUGGACCAGUUCCCCUCCCAGACCAUCAUCUCAGACCACUCAGACACCAGGAUAGUCAUAAAGCUCAACAUCCACGUGGGCAACAUCUCCCUCAAUGACCAGUUUGAGUGGGACAUGUCGGAGCCGGAGAACUCGCCCGAGGACUUCGCCUCCAAGCUGUGCUCCGAGCUGGGCCUGGGCGGGGAGUUUGUCACGGCCAUCGCCUACUCCGUGAGGGGGCAGCUCUUCUGGCACCAGCGCACCUAUGCCUUCAGCAGUGAAUCUCCCCUGCCUUGUGUGGAGGUUCCGUUCCGCUCCCAGAGUGAGGCGGAGCAGUGGUCGCCCUUCCUGGAGACACUCACAGACGCAGAGAUGGAGAAGAAGAUCCGGGACCAGGACAGGAACACAAGACGAAUGCGGCGACUGGCCAACACAACACCCGGCUGGUAACUACGAGGAGGAGCAGUGAUGCGGAUGUCUGUGUCUGUCUCUUCUGCGCGCACACACACACACACACACACACACACACACACACACACACACACACAUUUUAGGACCAGUUAACCACAUUUUUUUUUUUCAUUCAUUUUAUCUUUUUUUUUUCCAAUAUAAUCUUACACUCAUAGCCAAACAGCACUCAACCAUGAAUCUAGUUCAUUUAAAGCUCCAUUAGUUCUUAAGGUCAAUGAUAUGAAACUAUACAUAAUACCAAUAAAAAAAUAAUAUGUA